Lycium barbarum (goji berry) is the source of this 1809-nucleotide messenger RNA. RefSeq names its product E3 ubiquitin-protein ligase HAKAI homolog. The transcript has 4 exons. The record is from RefSeq and is a predicted model, not a curated record. NCBI's taxonomy places the organism in Eukaryota, Viridiplantae, Streptophyta, Magnoliopsida, Solanales, Solanaceae. Gene Ontology annotation, molecular function: ubiquitin protein ligase activity. Gene Ontology annotation, biological process: protein ubiquitination; regulation of cell adhesion. Bases 247 to 1680 code for a protein of 477 amino acids.
GACAGGUCAAACAUAAAAGCCCAUGCCUGCAAAUAACUAAAAGGGGUUUCUUGAUUUUCUUUCACUGCAAAAUUCUCAACUUUAACAAAGCGACCAAAAAAUGUCAAACAUUUAACACACACACAGAGAAACUCUGUUAUACACAACGCUACAAAGAGAUACCAUUGAUUUGUUAUCUUAGUUGAAUAAUUCAUACGGGUUUGUGGGUCUCACGAGGAGGGUGGAGAACAGAAUUACUUAGAAAAGAUGCUUCAGAUCCGGCUUAGCAAGCCAGCCAGUGAGAAUGGCGGAGGCGCUAAGUCUUUGCCUCCUGACACUGUUACAGUUGCUUGUCCUGAUCACCUUGUUUUAGCUGAUCUUCCUGUAGCCAAGAGCCUUGGUUCAGUAAAUGCUGCAUCUUUGCUCAAGACUGUUGGCCGUAGGUCCCGGCGCCAGCUUGGUGAACGAGUACAUUUUUGUGUCCGCUGUGACUUUCCAAUUGCUAUUUAUGGACGUCUGAGCCCAUGUGAUCAUGCCUUCUGUUUAGAUUGUUCCAGGAGUGAUUCUCUCUGCUACCUCUGUGAUGAACGAAUUCAGAAGAUUCAGACAAUUAAAUUGAUGGAAGGGAUCUACAUCUGUGCAGCUCCGCAUUGUCUCAAGUCCUUUCUGAAGAAGUCUGAAUUUGAAUCUCAUAUUCAUGAGAACCACAGUGAUCUCCUUCAUCAAACUGCAGAAAAAGAUGGAAAUGCUUCGGAAUCUGCUUGUGCUAGAAAACCUGCAGCAUCUGAGUCUACGGUGCAAGCACCACCUAGGCCUUUAUUUUCCCCUAGUUCAGGUUCUCAGGUACAUGAUCGUGAAGACAAAGCUCAUCAUUCUCAAACUAGAGAUCAACAGCCUCCUAGGCCUGUUAUGCAACCAAAGCCGCCACCAUUCACCGGGUCAAUCCAAAAUCAUCAACUAGAGCAAUCUGAUAGUAAUCCCCCUCCAGGCUUUGAAAGGCCUGGCAUGCAAAACCGGUUACCUCAGCAAGGUUUUGACACACAGGUUCACUUUCCGGACAAGAAACAAGGGAUUAUGGGAGGUUCCCCUUUUCCUGAAUAUCCUAUGCAGAUGCCACAACCUCACGGCUUUGCUGUGCCGAUGAAUUCGAAUCCAGGUUUGGCUCCUCAAUUUGGUUAUAAUCAGUUUGCACCUGAUGGAGCCCAACCAUUUUAUAGUGCUGCUUCAACUCCUGAGAUGGGAGGAUCAGAACAAGGGUCCUUGCUAGGUUUUCCACCUGGUGCUGCAGGAAAUAUGAAUUUCCCAGAAAAUUACCCUCGGCAAUGGAAUAUGGGGCCCGCUGCAGUUCAACCUCCUCCGGAUGGUUUCGUAAGCGGUACUGAUCCUCAAGGAAGAGCGGUCUUUUUCCAAGGAGACUAUGGAAGGAACAACGGUGUAAUGCCCUCGAACCUGCCACCUCCGCCUUCAACCAACAGAGGAAUGGAAGGUGGACUGAGUAGUAAUUCAAUGGACACCAGAGAUAAUAAUAAGGGUAUAUUGAUGCCGCCGCAACCUAUGUCCCUCCCACCACCCCCACCUUUACCUCAUCACAUGUCACAACACCAGAGAGGGGGGAGACACUACUUGGGUGAUGGACAUGAUGGACAGGGCUAUGGUUGGCAACAUGAAAAGCGUGAUAGUUUCGGAAGCAACCAGGACUAGUUAUGUUCUUAUUUUUCCUCUUAUAUCUUCUUCUGUAAGAACAGUGCUCAUUUUGUGUUGCCUAAAGUGUGUGUCAUUGUCUGAACUAUCAACGUUGUUUUGUUAAAGCUAAAACGUUGAUUUCCCUGA